Molecule: messenger RNA, 900 nt
Organism: Dromiciops gliroides (monito del monte)
Lineage: Eukaryota; Metazoa; Chordata; Mammalia; Microbiotheria; Microbiotheriidae
Product: vomeronasal type-1 receptor 1-like
Exons: 1
Coding region: 1-900 (299 amino acids)
Biological process (GO): G protein-coupled receptor signaling pathway
Cellular component (GO): membrane
Molecular function (GO): pheromone receptor activity
Source: RefSeq, a predicted model, not a curated record
AUGACUUUUCAUUAUGAUGUCCUUAGAAUUCUCUAUAUCAAUCAAAUCAUUAUUGGGGUUCUAGGAAACGCUUUCCUGAUUUUCCUAUACAGUUUUAAGCUCAAUGUGGGUCAAAAGACAAAACCUACAACCCUGGUUCUCAUCCAUUUGCUCUUUACCAACAUAAUUUUCCUUCUUUUCAGGGGAAUCCCCAAAACAUUUGAAGUUUGGAGCUUAAAAUAUCUUGUGCAUUACACUGCUAGUAAAAUCAUAUCUUACCUACAGAGAGUGGCCCGAGGCCUGUCCCUCUGCAGCUUCUGCCUCCUGAGUGCCUUCCAGGCCAUCACCAUCAGUCCAAGCAGUCCCAGAUGGGUGGGGCUCAAAGCAAGAGUUCCAAAUUCUGUCUUACCCUGCUGUCUUCUCUGCUGGAUUUGUAAUCUGUUGAUGGAUAUAGUAGUGCCCAUGUAUGGCAUUGGUCCAAGCAACACAACGUACACUAAAGAGAGUUGGCAAAUUGGUUUUAGUGCUUUAGACCUCUAUGCCACCAAGACGUUAAUAUUCCUUAUCUGGAAAUUUGUUUAUGAUAAUGCAUUUGUGAGUUUUAUGGCCAUGACCAGUGGUUACAUGAUAUUUGUCCUCUACAGACACCACCAGAAAAUGCAAAAUAUUCAAGUCACCAGCCUGUCCCAUAGAAGCUCCCCAGAGGCCCAAGCCACGAAAACCAUCCUGCUCCUGGUUGGCACCUUUGUCAUCUUUAACUUAACUAGCUCCAUAUUUAUGAUUUAUAUGACUUUUUCGAAGGUAACCAGUCCUAUACUGCUUAACAUUUCUGCUUUUCUUUCUUUGUGCUUCCCAACAGUAAGCCCCUUUAUUCUCCUCAGUAGGGACACCCAGAUCACUAGAUCCUACCGCAUUUAUUAA